AUGUCGACCACGGCGGCGGCGGCGGCGACGCCCACGCCGACGGGCAACCGAGCCCCCUCGCAGGGUGGCAUCUUUGAAGGGCUGGACCCGUCCGUCUACAACCCGUCGGACCCCAUCAUCCUGUUCAUCAUCCAGGCGACCAUCGUUAUAGCCCUGACGAGGCUGCUGUACUGGCCUCUGAGCAAGAUCAACGAGCCAAAGGUCAUUGCUGAAGUCAUCGCCGGCAUCCUGCUCGGCCCGUCCGUCUUCGGCCGCAUCCCCGGCUUCACCGACGCCAUCUUCCCCGCGAACUCGAUGGCGCCCUUCCGGCUCGUCGCCAACAUCGGCCUCGUCCUGUUCCUGUUCCUCGUCGGGCUGGAGAUCAACCUGUCGUUCCUCGUCGGCAACUGGCGGACGGCCGUGAGCGUCGCGACGCUCGACAUGGCGAUCCCCUUUGGCUGCGGCGUUGGGCUGGCCUACGGGCUGUACCACGAGUACAGCGACGACCCGGGCAUCGCGCCCAUCUCGUUUGGCGUCUUUGCGCUCUUUAUCGGCGUCGCCAUCGCCAUCACGGCAUUCCCCGUGCUCUGCCGCAUCCUGACGUCCCUCAAGCUCCUCAACACGACCGUCGGCGUCAUCGUGCUCACGUCGGGCAUCACCAACGACGUCGUCGGCUGGGUGCUCCUCGCGCUCUGCGUCACCCUCGUCAACUCGGGCGCCGGCGUCACCGCCGUCUGGAUCCUCCUCGUCUCCGUCGGCUUCGCCCUCUUCCUCGCCUACGCCGUCCGCCCUUGCUUCAUGUGGGUGCUCCGGCGCACGCGCAGCCUCGAGAACGGGCCGACGCAGGGGGUCGUGGCGCUGACGCUCGUCAUGGUGCUCGCCUCGGCCUUCUUCACCUCCAUCAUCGGCGUCCACAGCAUCUUUGGCGCCUUCAUGGUCGGCCUCAUGUGCCCGCACGAGGGCGGCUUCGCCAUCAAGCUGACGGAGAAGAUCGAGGACCUCAUCGCCACCCUCUUCGUCCCGCUCUUCUUCGCGCUGUCCGGCAUCAACACGAACCUGGGCCUGCUCGACAGCGGCAAGACGUGGGGGUACGUCAUCGCCAUCAUCCUCGUCGCCUUCUUCUCCAAGGUCGUCGGCGGCACCGCCGGCGCCCGCAUGAACGGCCUCGUGUGGCGCGAGUCCUUCACCAUCGGCACCCUCAUGUCCUGCAAGGGGCUCGUCGAGCUCAUCGUGCUGAACAUUGGCCUCCAGGCCAAGAUCCUCAGCACGCGGACCUUCACCAUGUUCGUCGUCAUGGCGCUCGUCACCACCUUCGCCACGACGCCCCUCGUCAUGUGGCUCUACCCGCCGUCCUACCAGCAGAAGCUCGAGCUGUGGAAGAGGGGCAAGAUCAACUGGGACGGCACGCCCGUCGUCCGGCACGGCGCCGACGGCGAGGACGAGGCCAACGAGAGGAGGGAGCCCGCGACCAAGCUCCUGGUCUACCUCCGGACCGACGGCCUGUCGAGUCUGCUAUCCACCAUCUCCCUGUUCACGAGCGGGCAGGGGGGUGGUCCAGACUCGAGAAAAGCAGUCGUCGAUGACAAGCCUCAUCGGAGCGGAGAGAAAGGUCUCGUCGAGCAACCGGUGCACAUCCCCGGGGACGGCGACGGCGGCGACGACGACGAGAACGAACUACCACCGCGCGAACUCCUGCGCAUCCACGGCUGCCGCCUGGUCGGACUGACGGAGCGCAACUCGUCCGUCAUGAAGGUCUCGGAGAUCGAGGAGUACGCCGGCCACGACCCCAUCAUCAAGGCCUUCGGCACGUCGGCCAGCACCGCCAGCAGGGACGUGCUCGUCUCGGGCCAGAUCGCCGUGGUGCCCGAGGACUCGUACGCCGGCACGCUCGCGGCGCAGGCGGCGCGGCUCGGCAGCGACCUCGUCCUGGUGCCCUGGAGCGAGACCGGCACCGUCUCGGAGCUGCCGUCCUUCUACAGCGCGACGACGCGGGGGAACCCGAUCACGAGCGGCGACUUCCCGAGCCUCGUGGCGGACGUGUUCGAGGAGGCCAGGCCCGUCGCGGCCGUGGCGACGUAUAUCGACGCGACGCUCCUCGAGAAGGCGGACGAGGCGGCCGCUGCGGAGUCCUCCGGCGGCGGCGGCAGUGCCAGGAGAGCGAGGCAGCAGCAGCAGCAGCAGCUGACGAGGACCGCGUCGGGGGCCGUCAGCGUGUCGGAGCAGCAGCAGGACCCGUCGGCGGCGCGGUUUUUCUCGGCGGAGAGGCGCGGCAGGAAGCUGGUGCGCGUGCUCUACACGGGCGCCGAGGACGACCUGUUCGCGGUGCGGCUCGGCCUGCAGCUCGCGCAGAACGAGAACCUCGACGUGGACGUCGUCGACGCCGCCGACCCGGACGCCGAGGCCAACAUGCAGUUCGUCCGGAUCCGGGCCCGGAUCCACGGCUCCGUCGCCGGCCGCGUCACCUUCAGCAAGCUGGACGGUGCCGCCGGCGCCGCCGGGAAGGACACUACCACGGCGGCCAUCGUUGCCGGGCUGUUUGCCCUGCAGGCCGGGGAGAAGCGGCCCACGACGUACGUCCUCGGCCGGUCCGGCACGACGCAGCAGCAGCAGCAGUACCAGCAGCAGCAGAGCGCCGGGCCCAACACGCUCGGAGACUCGUCCGUCGUGGAUCCGCGGAAGACGCUGGGGCCGGUCGCCGCCGAGUUCAUCUCCGAGGUCCAGAAGACCGGCGCGGCCAACGUGAGUCUGCUGGUGGUGCAGGCGAAGCGGCCGGCCAAGGACCCGAACGCGAUGCAGCGCAAGACGAGCGUGGAUUCGAGCAGGGACUAG
This is a messenger RNA of Colletotrichum higginsianum IMI 349063, 2808 nucleotides long. Its product is annotated as Sodium/hydrogen exchanger family protein. Gene Ontology annotation, cellular component: membrane. The record is from RefSeq and is a predicted model, not a curated record. Gene Ontology annotation, biological process: proton transmembrane transport. Bases 1 to 2808 code for a protein of 935 amino acids. The transcript has 4 exons. Lineage: Eukaryota; Fungi; Ascomycota; Sordariomycetes; Glomerellales; Glomerellaceae. Gene Ontology annotation, molecular function: antiporter activity.